Molecule: messenger RNA, 1478 nt
Organism: Schistocerca serialis cubense
Lineage: Eukaryota; Metazoa; Arthropoda; Insecta; Orthoptera; Acrididae
Exons: 5
Coding region: 1-1128 (375 amino acids)
Source: RefSeq, a predicted model, not a curated record
AUGGGGCGCCCACUGCUCUUCUUCGUGCUCGGUUGGGGGCUGGUCUCCGUGACCGCUGAUAUCGACUCCGCAGUUGUCGAUGAUGAACCUUCCGACGUGAUAGACACCCUGGAUCCAGCUUCACACCUGGAGCUGGGGACUGAGGACAACGCUGGGGCCACGCGCCAUCGCCGCGACCGAGUAGUUCGGAGAGCCGAGUGGCCGUUCGACCAGCAGCUGCCGGGUUUCAUCCAGUCGCUGGCGAAGCUGCCGUGGUUCAACGUGCCGUGGUACAGCAUCGCCCCAGAGGAGAGGCCAACGCCCGUCCGCGCGCCGUUGAGGGAGCCCGUGCUGCACAGCGACGUGGCCGCCCUCGAGCGGGCAGUGCUGGAACUGCGCGUCACCGUGGAGCGCCUUCGCCGCCGCCAGCUGGCUCUGCUGCACGUGCUGCGCUGCGCCGGUGCCAACGCCGCCACCUGCAGCCGCAACUACGUCAACGACAGGAGGGCGCAGGGUCUCGUGACGCCGUCGGAUGCUGAUGAUUUCGAAUGGCUGCUCGCGGGGCUGCCCGUUUCCUCCCCGCCGGCGUCAGUACCUCUGCCUGUAACGCAGCCGCCGUCGUAUGGCUAUGGUCAGGGACCGAACUACGGGCCGGGGUACGGCCUUGUUCCAGGGCAAGCAUACGGAACAGGGCCGGCCUUCGGCACAGGGCAGGGUUUCAACGUCGGCCAAGGCUACGGCUAUGGCCAAGGUUUCGGCAUUCCACAGACAAAUCCAUAUGCGUACCAACCUGACUUGCUUCCAAAUAGGUCGGGCGCAGCUAACCAGGGGACAAACACAGUCGCCACCCAGCCGAUACCCAACGUAGUGCCGAACGCGGCUAAUGUUAUCCCAAGCGGCUUAGGAAACCUCGGAGGAAUUGGACUGUUUCGACCUGCCGGCGGCGCGCCUCUCUUCCAAGGAACUUCCACAUCAUCUUCAUCCUCCUCAGGACCAGGAGGUACCAUCUUCACGUCCACGUCGGAGCAGACCGGCGUAGACACGAGUGGGAAGCCAACCUUCUCGUCAGUGACGGCGACUGGAGACAGCGCUGGCCAUCUGGUCGUGACCACCAGCGGCAGCGACAAGAAGAAGGAGACCAAACAGUGAAACCACUGCCCACCGUGGUUCGUGUCGUAUAUUGUAAAUAUCAACAGCGGAUGUCGUCCCAUAUACAAUCUCAUUAUCUGUUGACAGCGCUAUGAGGGUCAUGUAGGGGCACGGUAUGUGGCUACUUGGUACUGAACAGUGGAGAAGGAAUAGGAAUUGUCUCAGAGUACACUAUCCAGAAGUAAAUUUAUGUUUGCUACGUAAUGCGGUAUAUACUAUGCCCGAACCAUAACGCUCUAAUAACGGUGGUCACUAUGUUAGGAUGAGAGGUACGAAAAAUACAUAAUACUGUACCAAAUUACUAUGUUAUUACUACUUCCUUCUUUCCCAAUAAAAAGCUUUUGACAUAA